AUGUGGAUAGAAAAAGAGCCCUCUUUUGGGGUCAAAGAGGAUAGAACAGCAGGCCGGCGUUCUCUCCAGCUGCGACUUCUGGCCCAGCACGUGGAACGCUGUCAAGUGUUGCGGGAAGUUCAUUCAUUCUUGACAGAAGACUGCAACUUAAAAGAUUCUGGAAGGAUCCGCUGCGAUCGGAUGGAUCACGUUACUAAAAAUGAAGAGGCGCUUGGAAAAGCUUCGUACGCUGGAGCUGAGGGGACGUGGAUAAGUCCCGAAUCCCAUGGCGAAGUCAGGGACGCCGCGUUCCUGGAGUUGGCGGGCCACGGUGGAGCACCGGGAGAUGCCCGGAGCGGGAUUGAGGAUGCUCCAGGUGAUGGAGAUUCGGAAGGAGGUGGGCAGAAAGCAGAAGAAAUAACAGUGGACUUAACGAUCGUGAAACAAGAAGUGACGGACUGGCCGGAAAUGGAAGCAGGCCAAGGGGUGAAGCUGGAGAUGGAAGCGAUGGAGAAGCAGGACACUUGGGGGGAAGCAAUGCGGGAGAUGAAUGUGGCUGUCAAAGAAGAGCAGGCGGAUGAGCGAGAAGUCGAGGAAGAAAAAGUUAAGGUGGAGGCAGAGGCGAGGGUCUGGGGCGAUGCAAAACUGGAGGAGACGAAGGAGAAGCUGGAAAUAAAGCAGGAGGAAAUGCCCGGUCAUGGGGACCUGGAAGAGCCACAGCUGGAAGAAGCGAGUGGGGAAGCCCAGCUUGCUUUUCCCGAAGAGGAGAUGGUGCAGGACGCGAAGGGCGUCAAAAGGAAGCUGGCCAUGUCCAGGUGUGAAACUUGUGGUACAGAAGAAGCAAAGUACAGAUGUCCACGUUGUUUGCGGUAUUCCUGCAGUUUGCCUUGUGUAAAGAAACACAAAGCAGAACUGACAUGUAAUGGAAUUCGGGAAAAAACUGCUUAUGUUUCAAUACAACAGUUCACAGAAAUGAAUCUCCUAAGUGAUUAUCGGUUUUUAGAGGAUGUGGCAAGAACAGCAGACCAUAUAUCUAGAGAUGCUUUCUUGAAAAAACCAAUAAGCAAUAAACAUAUGUACUUUUUGAAAAAUCGUGCUCGAAAGCAAGGUAUUAACUUAAAACUUCUACCAAAUGGAUUCACCAAAAGAAGAGAGAAUUCAACAUUUUUUGAUAAGAAAAAACAACAAUUUUGUUGGCAUGUGAAACUUCAGUUUCCUCAGAGUCAAGCUGUAUACAUAGAAAAAAGAGUACCAGAUGAUAAAACUAUAAAUGAAAUCUUAAGACCAUACAUUGAUCCUGAAAAGUCUGAUCCUGUAAUUCGUCAAAGGUUGAAAGCCUAUUUUCGCUCUCAGUCUGGAGUUCAAAUUUUAAUGAAGGUUGAAUAUGUGCAGCAAAAUUCAGUAAGCUAUUAUGAGCUGGAUCCUUACAAAAGUCUCCUUGACAAUUUGAAGAACAAAGUGAUUAUUGAAUACCCAACAUUGCAUAUGGUAUUAAAAGAAUUCAGCAGUGACAUGAAAAUUCUUAACCAAGGGAAAAGUGAAUCUGUCAGGAACAUUGGCGGUGAAAAUUAAGCCCUUCUGGAGGAAGAUGGAAAUUACCAGACAGUUGCAGAGGACUAUCCAUUGAUUAACUCUUGGAUGCUUGGGAUAUUGUCAUUGAGUGACUGAAAUUUUUUGUAUUUCUGAAAAGUAUAAAAGCCAAGUUAACACACACACACACACACACACACACACCAAUUUGGUUCAUGAUUGGCAUAGUGUAAGCAUUUAAUAUGCUUAAUUCUGUAGACUUAACAAUUUUUUUAUAAGAGUACCCCUGACAAUCAUGUUUUGUCUUUAGUGGAACCUCAAAGAAAGGCCACGCGAUGUGCUGUACAGUCACAGG
Molecule: messenger RNA, 1864 nt
Organism: Suncus etruscus (white-toothed pygmy shrew)
Lineage: Eukaryota; Metazoa; Chordata; Mammalia; Eulipotyphla; Soricidae
Gene: ZNHIT6
Product: zinc finger HIT-type containing 6
Exons: 11
Coding region: 1-1551 (516 amino acids)
Biological process (GO): box C/D snoRNP assembly; maturation of LSU-rRNA from tricistronic rRNA transcript (SSU-rRNA, 5.8S rRNA, LSU-rRNA); snoRNA localization
Cellular component (GO): nucleus; pre-snoRNP complex
Source: RefSeq, a predicted model, not a curated record